GAGAAAGCUCGGCCAAUGCCCGUCUUGAUCAUACAAGAGGAAGAAGUGUAUUAUAAAGAAGAAAGAGAAUGAAUCGGGAUGAGGAAGGAAAAGAGUAUGAAGGCGCCAUGUCGAUUGACGGAGGAGAGGAUUAAAAAUAUGAUCAUUGGAGAGGAAGGGUCUCUUACUGAGAAGGAGGUGGACUUCCUUGUCAGCGUCAUGAAGAAAACCCAUCUGGCUUAUGCCUUCGAUGAUGAUGAGCGAGGGAGGCUUGACGUUGACCUGAUUCCAAUGAUCAGGGUUCAUACGGUACCUCACGAGCCGUGGAACAUACGAGGCCCACGUUAUCCGAACCCGGAUGAUCACCGUAGAGUCGUUGAAUAUUUGGACGGUAAAAUUCAGACAAAGGUCGCGUAUUACUUGUAUGGACCAUAUGCGUCCCCUUGGUUUUGUUUCAUCAAGACAAGUGGCGUAUUGCGAUCGGUGCAGAAUCUACAGAGGCUGAACUCAGUGACGGUUCGUGAUGCCGGAGGACUUCCACAUGCCGAUCAGCUGUCUGAGUCGUGCGCAGACAGGCCUAUCAUCACUCUCAUUGAUUUGUACUCGGGAUAUGAUCAAUUCCCUCUCUAUACGGCAGACAGGUCGAUGAUGGCCAUGCAUAUGCCGAGGGGAUUGAUUCAUAUGUAUGCGGCGCCUCAGGGAUGGACGAACGCCGUGGCGAUUGUUCAGAGAUAUAUGAUGAGGGUCAUGCAGCCGCUUUGUCCGGACGUGACCUCACCGUAUAUCGAUGACUUGGUCAUUCUUGGGCCACGUAUUAAGGACGAAACGGAGGUGCUGCCACGCGUCCGAAAGUUUGUUUGGGAGCACGUUCGUGACGUGGAGAAGGUCCUGUCCAAGUUAAAGGAGUACAACCUCACCGCCAGUGGUGUCAAAUCUCGACAUUGUAUGCGUGAGGCGACUAUCUUGGGCUUCUUGUGCGAUGAGAAGGGCCGUCGGUCAGAUUCCAAGAAAACAAACAAGAUUCUGGAAUGGCCGACUCCGCUUAAGUCCAUCACGGAUGUGCGCAGUUUUUUGGGGACUUGCGGAUUCUGGCGUAUCUUUAUUCGCAAGUUCGUUGCAAGGGUGGAGCACCUACGGAAGUUGGUGCGUAAAAAUCAGGAAUGGGAAUGGGCUUCAAAGCAGCAGGUGGCUGUUGACGACAUCAAGGCACAAUUCCGAGAAGGAGGAUUGAUCCUGGGGGUUCCAUGCUUUGACAAUGACCCGAACCGACCCUUUGUGGUUGAAACGGAUGCAGGCUCCACAGCGUUGGGUGGAGUCCUCAUCCAGAAGGAUGGAGAAGGGCGAGAAAGACCACUGAGAUUUGAAAGUCGAACGUUGAAUGAGGCAGAAAGGAAGUAUUCCCAAUUUMAGAAGGAAACSCUUGCAGUGCUUCAUUGCUUCAGGAUCUUCCGAAACUACGUGUUUGGAAGACGGUUCGUCCUGCGGGUUGAUCCGACCGCCCUGGCGCAGUCAUUGAAGAAUUAUUCUCCCUCGGAUCCAACUAUUGCUCGAUGGUUGAUCUAUAUCCGGAUGUUCGAUUUCGAGAUCGAGCGUAUUGCGGGAACACAAAAUCGAGCCGGCGGAUUGAGUCGGAUCGAGUGCGACUCCUCGAAAGAUCAAGCAGAAGACUCGGUCCCUGCGGAUGGGUUUCUGGAGACGGACGAUCAACAACUGAGUAUCAAUGUUUGGGAAUACAUCAUUAAUGCGUCGUCCCGACCUGGGAAGUCUAUCCGGAGUUCGCCGAGUUCUUAUCAAAAGUGUGCAGAGCUUGUGAUGAGGGAACCCUUUUUUGAGGAAGAUCCUUGGGGUGAACGGUCUGCUGAGCAGAUGAUGAGGUUGGCGUUGUCUGACCCAUUACAACUUUCGGAAGAACCUCUUACGAUUGAAGGGGGGCAUGAGCAAGGCAACGAAGUCCUCAAGAUUUUUGGGGGAAUGGUGUUUCUUGUUAAUUCGUUGAUACAGGAAGAUCACGGUAAGCUAAUGUUGGAAGAAGGGGAAGGCAGUGAGAUCAAAGAAGCCUUUCGUGAGGAGGAAUAUGAUGGGAUUUAUAAGAAGAUUGGGCUUUGGCUGAAUGGGGACCUGAACGAGGCAGAGAUAGAGCCAGAAAUAAGAGAGAAGGCAAAGGAUUUUGUCAUUCGACAGGGGCAUCUUUUCAAAAAGUCUGACGAUGGGUCGCCGCGUCCUUAUGAUCCUCGUCUGACCAACUUGGAUUAUAUGGAUGGGGUUGUCUCGCCCUGUAGGCGUGACAUUAACAGAGUUGCGAUACUGGAAUCGGAGGGAAUGUGGUGAGGCUCGAAUCUAAAGCGGGGCUUGAUGUCGGGAUGUUAUCCUUUGUGGAGGAUUACACCACUCCUCGACGCAGCCACAUGGAAUUCG
Chara braunii is the source of this 2394-nucleotide messenger RNA. The record is from the annotation of a GenBank genome assembly. Lineage: Eukaryota; Viridiplantae; Streptophyta; Charophyceae; Charales; Characeae.